Molecule: messenger RNA, 1851 nt
Organism: Xiphophorus maculatus (southern platyfish)
Lineage: Eukaryota; Metazoa; Chordata; Actinopteri; Cyprinodontiformes; Poeciliidae
Gene: pnp5a
Product: purine nucleoside phosphorylase-like
Exons: 6
Coding region: 366-1247 (293 amino acids)
Biological process (GO): nucleoside metabolic process
Cellular component (GO): cytoplasm
Molecular function (GO): purine-nucleoside phosphorylase activity
Source: RefSeq, a predicted model, not a curated record
UUAGGAUUGAACUAAGUUGGACAUUUUGUGGUGGAUUUUUUUUUCUCUGCCUCUCUUUUUCUUUUUCUUUUUUUUAUCGUACAUUAUUUUGAAGGUGCGUCUAUUCGACCAAUGGCGCUGCAGCUUCUUCAGGCGUGAUUGACGGCGUGGGAGGAGCGCUCUGUCUGUCUGCGAUAUAAACCCGGCGAGAGAGGCAGGAACAGGACAGACCUUCAAAACUCAUCCAGGGGAUCGCAAGGCUUAAGGAAACUUUCAAAGACUGAAGAUUCACCGAUUAUUCAUCAACUUUUCCCCCGUGUUUUGGAGCUCACUGUCCACUUUUUUCCCUUUUUAUUUUCACCAGACUUUUAAUUCAAUCUUCCGAAAUGUUUCCAGAGUCAAGCAAGGGUUUGAGCUAUGAGGACUGCAAGGCCACGGCUGACUGGCUGCUGACGCAGACGGACAUGCGCCCCACCGUGGGCAUCGUGUGCGGCUCGGGCCUCGGAGGGCUGGCCGAUCUGUUAAAGGACCAGGUGGCCUUCAACUACAAGGACAUCCCCAACUUCCCUCAGAGCACCGUGCACGGACAUGCGGGAAGGCUGGUGUUCGGCACCAUGAAGGGGAAACCCUGUGUCUGCAUGCAGGGCCGCUUCCACCUCUACGAAGGCUAUCCGAUCCAGAAGAUCACUCUGCCUAUGCGCAUUUUCAAGCUGCUUGGCGUCCAGACGGUGGUAAUCACCAACGCAGCCGGAGGCCUGAACCAAGACUUUAAGGUGGGCGACAUCAUGAUCAUCAAAGACCACAUCAACCUGCCGGGGUUCGCCGGCAACAAUCCACUGGUUGGACCCAAUGAUGAAAGGUUUGGCGUGCGGUUCCCCUGCAUGUCUGACGCCUACGACCGAGACCUGCAGCAGCUGGCCAUGGAAGUAGGACAGGAGCUGGGGUACGGAGACUUCUUGAAGGAGGGAGUGUACUGCGUGCUGGGUGGCCCGUCAUUCGAGACGAUCGCAGAGUGCCGAAUGCUCCACUUGCUGGGCGUUGAUGCGGUUGGUAUGAGCACCGUCCACGAGGUGAUCGUCGCCCGCCACUGCGGCAUGCGCGUCUUCGCCCUGUCUUUGAUCACCAACCUGGCGGUGACGGACUACGACAGCGAGGAGAAGGCCAACCACGAGGAAGUCCUUCAGGCGGGCAAACAGCGAGCGGAACAGAUGGAGCGGCUAGUUUCCUCCGUGGUGAACCGGAUUGAGCCCAACAACAAUUACAUCUGAACGGGGGAACACCUGAGGACAUUUAAACCUGGCUGAGGUUGUAGGUCGUCAUGCCAAGGAGAAUACUUCCUGCCCUAAAGUAGACUCCUUUUUUCUUUUUUUUUUGUGGGAUUUUGUGUAAAUAUGGCAUGAACAUGUGUCUCUGAGCCUACAGGACAUACAUUCCCCUAAAGGGUGGCUCGAUAAUAAGUCACUUCUCAGUUCUGUUUUGUAUUUUUUUUAAAAAGGCAUAUUUGUUCUAACUUAUGUGAUCAUCUUGUAAAAUAACUACAAUUUAACUUAACGAUUAUAAAUUUUCUGUACGGAUCUUAAUAUUGUCUUUUUGGUUGAAACGUGUAUAUUGUACCAGGUAUUUUACUGCUUGUUUUGUUUUUUCUUUCUUUUAACGACUGUUGCUACUAAAAGUGCUAUUUAUUAAAAUGUUCAGCUUGUGUAUGUGGGUAGUUGGGGUAUGGAUGGUGGCUGCAUUUGUCCCUUCUGGUAAAGAUCUGGGAAGUAGAAGGAAAGCAAAUGCCCUAAAAAAACCAUUUUUUAAAACCCUGUUUUUACUAAAUUACCUGUUUUAUAGUUUUAACAAUCCCUUUGAAAUAAAUGUUAACUGAAG